Hydractinia symbiolongicarpus is the source of this 1893-nucleotide messenger RNA. RefSeq lists its product as uncharacterized. Bases 158 to 1519 code for a protein of 453 amino acids. Gene Ontology annotation, biological process: amino acid transmembrane transport. Lineage: Eukaryota; Metazoa; Cnidaria; Hydrozoa; Anthoathecata; Hydractiniidae. The transcript is spliced from 3 exons. The record is from RefSeq and is a predicted model, not a curated record. Gene Ontology annotation, molecular function: amino acid transmembrane transporter activity.
AGCGUUUUUAUAAAUUGCAUAAUUUUUACUUACAUUUCUGUUGUUUGAUGUUUGCAUCAUUGUUGUACCAAGCGACGUCCCGAUAUUUUGUUACUAUCACUGCUAAUAAAUUCUUAGAAAGAUGAGAAAUUAUUAAGGUAUAAAAAUUAUAUCAAGAAUGACACAUCAGAACAGUUCCAAUUCAGCAAAUCUGCAUCAAGAAAAUAACAAAACAGAAGAAAAAGAUAAUAUCAUGAAGUGGAGGAAAACGAACUUGAAGAACUUAUUAUCUAGAUUAUCCUCGAAAGAUAUAAAUUUGAUUGAAACGACCAUCAUCAUGAUUAGCUUGUUGGGAAGCUUUAUAAUGGUUUUACCAUACACUGUUAUCCAACUUGGCUUACCUAGUUGGCUAUUGCUACUUGCCGUUAUAAUAUUGCUUUUAGCAUACACAAACCAUUUAAUGAACCAAUCAUGUUUACGCAUGCUUGAAGAAUAUAAGGAUGAAAAGUUGGUGCGUGCACCACAAGUUAAAGUUGCUAAGUUAGCAGGUGGUAAUGUAUUGGCAUAUGCUGUUGCCAUAACUAUUAAUAUCACAUGUGUUAGCAUUGCAGUUGCUCAAAUCUUGGUUUCAUCCACAAUUCUUAGCGAAAUUGUUCCGAUAUCUGGAGUGUCUGUGGACAACAGAGUGAGAAUUUGGGCUAUUGUCCUACUGGUAUGCAUAUCUCCGCUUGUGUAUAUUGGUUUUUACAAGGAUUUAAAACAAAGUGCUCUCCUAUCUGCUUUAUUUGUAGUAUUGGGUUUACUUCUUUCUCUUGGGAUCACUGGUUAUUUAGUAUUAAAAGGAAACCAUUCUGUAGUAGCAAAAAGUACUUUGUAUCGUUAUGAACAUGAGAGCUUUUUUAAAACAUUUGGAACAAUGUUUUACACAAUAGGGGGCAUUGUAUUAGUAACUCCUGAGGUAAUUGUGUUUGUGACGAAACCAACCAAGAUGGUUUAUUGCGUUCUAUCUGCAUAUGGUGUGAUUGCAUUCGUGUAUACAGGAUACUGCAUUAUAAUGUAUUCAGCAUUUAGUAUGCAACUUCAGCCAUCCAUGACUGCCACACUUCUUAAGGCAAUAUUGCUGAAUGGAAAUUCAACCAUGGCAGUUAUAUGCAUCCAUAUAUUACAGCUAAGUUUGUGUUUGCACUUAAUGUUGUCAACAGUUUUGUAUCUUAAUCCAUUCUUUACAAACGUGGAAGCAAACCUCAACAUUCCUAUAGAAAUGAAUUGGAAAAGAUUUGCUUUCCGAACCUGUGGAUUGUUGACAAUUGCAGCAGUUUGCCUUUUAAUUCCAAAAUUUCAGUCAGUGUUAUCUCUAGUCGGUGGUAUUCCUUUGGUAAUGUCAGUUGUGAUAUUUCCAAUUGUUAUAUAUGCAAAGUUGUAUGAACUAACGCUGAACAAAAAGGUUUUAUUGGUUUGUUUAUGGUUAUUUACCGUUAUCUGUAUGGUCGGAAAUUUUGUGAUUAAUCUGCAGGAUAUUGUCACUGGUGUGCCGAAUUAGUAGUUUAGCUAUAGUCCGUUGCCAGCUUAUCGUAAUACUCUGAAAAUAUUAUUUUAAGAGUGGUAAUUAUACUCAGGUCGAAUGACAAAGUUUUUUUCCAUAGCUAAAAGUCGCAGAUUAUUUGUGCCCUAAAUUACUUAUAAUACAAGUGAUAAAAUGUGAAAGAUAAAAUGUGAAAAUACAAGAAAAUUUUUCCUUUGUACCUUUUAAAAUUCAUAUUACAGUUAGGAAUAAUUAAUGGUGUAAUAUUUAAUGUGAAAAAAUAUUUGUUAAAAAUGUUUUUUAAAAUAUUUAAUACUUUGAUUUAAAUUUUAUGUUUAGUAUCAUUGAGUCGGUGUGACAUGUAGCUUAGUGGCAUUAUUGCUAUCGUGAAA